CCGGCUCAGUGCAAAUUUGUCAUUCAAUCGUGUCUGCAGUGCACCGUCGCUAAGCGUACGAAAUUCGUUCGGCUCGUGUGCGUGUUCCCUCAACAUUCCCGUUGCCAAAUUUACGAAUUCAACGAAAUCUAUUAAACCAAAAAAAUAUUCAAUUCGUCUUAUUGAAUUUGCUUAUUGGUCGGCAGCAGCUCGUCAUUUGGCUAACAUACAUACUUACGGCAUAUACUUGUCUAUAUGCAUGUAGUUUGUGUAUUUGUUUGUUAGACGAUUGCGUCCGUUAUAUGAUUACCGCUUCGCUUGUUGUUGUACUUGUAUUCUCCUGUUUUGUUUUGUUAUUGUCUCGGUAUUCGUGCGCGCGCGUUAAUCGCUGACGCUUCGUCGAACUCGUCUCGUCUAAGCUGUUGAGUUGCUCUUUAGCUCGGCCGGCGUUGUUGGCUUUGGCUUUAGGCUAUCGGCUGACGGACUAUCAGUGCUGCAUUGGCAUUUUCGGCUGCGGGGACUCUACUACUUUUGCACUGCAUUGCAUAAAAAUUAGUUCAGUGAAGUGAACGGCUUCAGCAAGUGAGUGUCGCGCGUGAAUGCAUCCGAAUCGAGUGGAGUUUAUUGGCAAAGCAUAAUAUUUGAAUAUAACGGCAUUCUAGUAAGAAACUAACCAAUAACUGAGUCGGACUAAGUGCUACAACGCCAUAUAGGAUUAAACAACAAUUAUAAAUUUAUUGGAUUAACACAUUUAUAACGAUGACGUUUACACCAACACCAGUACGACGCCUAGUCGCUGUUUCUGCCUUAUUACUGGUCCUCAGGCACGUGAAUGCUGAAGGUUAUCAUUAUGGGCCACCAUCAGCACCGGCACGUCCUCCGCCGAACAGUAAUUCAGGCCAUUUCUUUGCACCAAUUCCAACUAUAGCGCCACUGCCACCGGUACCAACUCUACCAGCAUUGCCCACCGGACGUCCACGUGUACAGAAUUUCUUGCCUGCACCACCAGCACGCACACAAACGCAAACACUUCUUCAAGUGCACCCCGCAUCAUCUGGAGCACCACGUCCAGCGCCACCACAACAACUGCGUCCGUCCGGCCCUUACAAUGGGUUCGCUGGCAAUUUUGGUGAUCGCCAACCAGCACAACCACAACAAGGAGGUGGCUAUCAUUAUGGUCCUCCUACCGGAUCAGCGCCUUCCGCACCAUCAGCGCCCGGACGUUUCCCUCCCACUGGUCCCCUUCAGCCACAACCUGUGCGUGUGCCAUUCGGUCAACAACCGAUUUAUAAAUUUGGCAACGAUCUCGGUCCCGACGGUAAUUUCUACGUGGUCAAUGGACGUCAGCUGAAGCAAUACGCCGUAGUGGAAUAUGUUGACAACGAUAUCUCACAGGACACCAAGCCAUUCCUCUCACAAUCUUUCGUGAAUAAUUAUCGCGCACUUGUGGGCGCUUCUGGCACAGGCGCUAUUGCACCACUACCAUCGGCUAUGCAAUUGGAUUCCACCGCAGAUGCGAUUUUACGUGAGCAGCAGCGACUCGAAUUCAGAGGUGCCACCUCACGUGGCGACACAAUCGCUUUGGGUUCGGGCGGCAUCGGUUUUGUACGUCUCCCCGAUGGCAGUGUGACUUUGGGUUCGGGCUCGCUAAACUUCGUCACUGGCCAGCAGCAUUUGGCUGAUUUGAGAGACGCGCGUACACGCUCUGAGUCACAAUCCGAUCCACUACAUUUCGGUCAUGGACCACUGGAGUUUACAAACAACCGUUUUCUAUUCAAGUGAGCAGAGUGAUAAAUGAUGACUACUAUUGGGACGUGUUGCCUUAAGUACACAAUUGCUUACUGUCACUCACUCGCUUGUUUUUUAAGAAAUUUUAAAUUUAUUUUCUUAUAAUUUUUGUUUAUUCACCACUUUUGUUCUCUUGUAAAAUAUUGCUGCCAACUUUAGAUGUAAGUUAUUGAGAGGAAUAAGCAUGGUGAAGCAACUGUAUAUAUGUAUUUUUGCAUAAAUAUAUAAAAUUUUAAUUAGUUGACCUACGAAGCUUAUGUACACACGGUUGUAUAUAUAUACAUACUUGCCUAUAUUAAAAUAAAUAAAUAAUAUUUAAUAAA
Zeugodacus cucurbitae (melon fly) is the source of this 2090-nucleotide messenger RNA. RefSeq names its product protein diaphanous homolog 1. NCBI's taxonomy places the organism in Eukaryota, Metazoa, Arthropoda, Insecta, Diptera, Tephritidae. The record is from RefSeq and is a predicted model, not a curated record. The coding region runs from base 739 to 1761 and encodes 340 amino acids. The transcript has 3 exons.